Messenger RNA from Papilio xuthus (Asian swallowtail), 522 nucleotides. Its product is annotated as RNA polymerase-associated protein CTR9 homolog. NCBI's taxonomy places the organism in Eukaryota, Metazoa, Arthropoda, Insecta, Lepidoptera, Papilionidae. The transcript has 3 exons. The record is from RefSeq and is a predicted model, not a curated record. The annotation marks the transcript as partial.
AGCGGCGAGGGUCAGGAGCGCACUCGGUUCGAGGCGAGCGCGGCGGCCGCGGAGGCCCGGCAGUGCGCAGAUCUGCUGUCGCAGGCGCAGUGGCACGUGGCGCGCGCACGCAGGCAGCACGAUGAGGAGCUCACGCUGAGAGACAGGCAGCGAGAGCAGCGCGAGGCCUUCCGCAGGCAACAGGAAGAGGAACGUAAGCGUCGCGAGGAGGAGCAGGCGAAGAGCACUGUGGAGAUGCUGCAGAAGCGACAGGAGUUCAAGGAGAAGACGAAGAACGCGCUGGUGUUCGCCGACAUGCCGGCGGAGGGCAAGGCGAGAGCGCGCGGACGGAGACGCGACGAGUACGUCUCCGACUCGCCCGCCAGUGGCAGCGACGCACCACGAGAAGAACGUCGCGAGGCUAAGCAGAAGAAGAGUCGCAAGCGUGAGGGCGGUGAGAGCCGCAAGGGCAAGUCGCGACGUCGCCGAGACCGCCCCUCGGGCAGCGACAGCGACCCGCCCGCUAAGCGCGGCAGGAAAAAG